Molecule: messenger RNA, 1587 nt
Organism: Tauraco erythrolophus (red-crested turaco)
Lineage: Eukaryota; Metazoa; Chordata; Aves; Musophagiformes; Musophagidae
Source: RefSeq, a predicted model, not a curated record
AUGUAUGAGACACAAAACCAGAGGUCUUCUCCUCUCGCUGUAAUUCCCAUGGGCUUGUUCCUGAAGUCCUCAAUCAGCCACACUCGCAUUGUCUCUAGAAGGUUUGACUCAAACCGGAAAGGUUCUGUCUCUGGGGAGAAAUGUGAAGAUGCCACCGUUGUCCACACCUGCCCACCAGGCCCUGUGAGAAGAGUGAGAAGCCCUGCAUGCUGCUGGAGCAAGUGGAGUGACACCCACUUUGUCCCAUCACUCUUCCCAGAGGCUCAUUUGAGCCAAAGUGUACAAGAUGGCACAGAUACAAGUGGACGGCAUCUCAACUACAAAGUUCUGUUGUAUCGCAACAGUCAGAACGGGAAAGGCACUCCCACUGUCAGAAAUCCCUUGGUCACACUGGUGAGGAAUUGCCUGCCUGUGACCUGCUGGAGCUUCUGGAGAAAUUACAUAGCUCAUGAGUUGUUGCCUCAGAAACUUAAACCACCUGAAAAGCAUGUCAAGAGUGAUGAGAGUAUGGAUUUGACCUCCACUUAUAAGCAAGAUUAUAACUCCUGCCCUAUCUCUCAAGUACCUCCAUGCCUCCCCUGUGUGACGAGACACAUCCCCAGCUCCAAGGUGGAUACAAGAACCACUUACGAAGAUGACUAUAUGCUAUGGAACAAGCCAAAGACAGAGCUGAUCAGACCAAACAACAGGUUUUGCCCAUCAGAAGAAAAAUUUGACCACAGAACUGUUGUCCAGAACGACUAUGUCUACAGGGGGCCAGUUGCCACUCAAAGCUGCAAACCUCUGAAUCCGGUCCAGAAAAGCGAGGCGCCCUUUGAAAAUAUGACCAGUUAUAGAGUGCAUUAUGUGCCACAUGCUCUGGGGAAACGUUAUGUCCAUAAAUAUGAGAAAUACAAGGUCAAUGACAUCCUAUUUGAUGGCUUCACUACCUACAAAGUUUCUUACAAGGGGGUGGCUGGUCAGCCAGCCAAGCUGGCAAAACUAUACCAGCCGAAGCUUCUUCAUGAUCUUCCAUUUUCCUCUACAACUGAGUUUCAGGAAAGAUACCAAACUUGGCCAUUGCCUCCUGUAUUCACCAAAAAACCUGAAGUAUAUCUUCCUCCUCUGGAGAAGAUGGACCUUCACACCACUACUCAGACACAUUACAAGCACCAAAAUGGCAAGCCAGCCGAGAUGUGCAGACCUUUGGCCCAGCUUGAAAAAAGUACUGAGCCAUUCGAGAGCUCUUCUGUAAUGAAGGAAGACUAUAAGCCUUGGCUGUGCAAGAGACUAAAACCUAUCACUCAUCCUCCAGUGCUGGCUUUCCCAGCAAAACCAACAGACUUCUUGACUACCUUUCAGACCCAUUAUGUGCCUCAUCCGCUCACAGUUACAAAGAGCUAUAAACCUGGAUGGUCAGGCCCAGAACGUCCCACUCUGCUAGAUGCCAAAACCAUCUAUGCUACCAGCUACACACCAAAGGGCAUUGUUAGAUGCUUUGCCUCUAACAAAGACCCACCCGGUUACACCUUUGAGGGAACUAAUGCUGAUGGUCACAAUGUCCAUCUCCCUGCUUCCAAGAAUGAGUACGUGCAAGGUGGACCUUGA